AUGUCGCUUCCCACUCGACCCAGUGCCGACGACCUGUCGAACCUUUCUAAGCUCAAGAUCUCCACAAAGCCCAGGGCGAAGAAGGCAGAUGUAAUCGCAGACUCUUGGGAGGAUGAGUCCGACGGCUCAGACACGGAGACGGAAGAGGUGGACGACGAAGAGCGGCUUGCGAAGACGACGACGACCGAUCCGCCAAGUGUGCCUCCUCCCACUCCGGCAUCUCCAACAACGCCAGAUCUGCCAGCGAUGGCUUACGGUCCACGAGGCGAGCAGUUCAGCUCGGACAUAUACACGUCGAUGCAGCCACGUCUUGAGAAGGGAUCGAGAUCUCCAGAUCGCAGACCCGACAAGACAACGAGCGUCGCAGCGAGGCUUAUCGCAGGCGGUCUCGGAGUCAAGGCCCCAAAGAGGACCGAAGAACAGCGGGAGUAUGACAAGGCCAUGCGAGAGAAGGAGAAGAGGAGACGCGAAGAGGAGAAGAAAGCCAAAGAAGAGGAGGAGAAAGCUAAGCGCAGCGUCUGGGAGGAUUAA
Verruconis gallopava is the source of this 531-nucleotide messenger RNA. RefSeq lists its product as uncharacterized. The record is from RefSeq and is a predicted model, not a curated record. The transcript has a single exon. Bases 1 to 531 code for a protein of 176 amino acids. NCBI's taxonomy places the organism in Eukaryota, Fungi, Ascomycota, Dothideomycetes, Venturiales, Sympoventuriaceae.